AUUUAAAAUGCCAUAUUCCCAUGAUUCACAAUCAUUGUGUCUGUUUUACUUGUUUGCAUAAUAGGCCUUAAUUAAAUCAGAUAUACAAAAGACAGUGGAUUUUUUUCAGUAACCUAUUAAACGGAUUUCAUUACUUGAAUUAACGUAGGCUAUUUGUUCACGCAGGCUACCUAUUAAAUGUAGACUAUAUUAGGCAUAAUGUAUUUAUGAUAGCCUAUCACAUAUAAUCCGUGUAGGCUGUUAGAUUAGGCUACAGUCGAUAACAAAGCAUACUGGCUAUGUAUUUGUAAGUGUGUGUGUGAGUUGCCUGUGAGGUCUUAGACUGUUUUUUCUGGAUUUCAGCAGUGAAGUGAAAUUAGAAAUUUCCCAAACAAAAUAUUACAUAUGAAACAUUUUUAUAUCUUCUUAUAUCUCAUUUCGGCCAAUUAACGUCUGUAGAUUCUGCUAAUUAAUGGUAGCCUAAGUGAGCAAAUAUGUUUAUUCAUGUAAUUAAAUCGGUUUAACAGGUUACUGAAAAAAAAAUCGACUGUAUUUUGGAUAUCUGUUGUUGUUUAGGCCUGCUAUGUAAGCAAGUAAAACCGACAUAAUUCAAUUCCAGGGACAGCAAGGUUCGACGGCAUGCCAAACACUUCGGCAAACCUCGUAAUAAGCAAGGCUUCGUGGGCCAGCCGCCCACGGUGUCCGUUUAGUCUUCAUGUCCUCGCUCCAGUGGCAGAAGGAACAUCCCGCGAGAUCAUAUUACGUGCCUCCUCGGGUUAUAUUAGGUACUUGGGUAGAGCAGCGAUUCAAGAAGCAUCAUUCAGCGGCGGUGCAUAAUUCAUCAAACCAAUUGGCGGUGCUCUGUCGAUUAAGGAGAUUGUGUGUUCAAAAUAAGCGUUAUUUUUGUCGCCGAUGAACUACAGCAUUUGAAGAAUAUGCCAGACCAAUUAUUAAUUUUUAAGUGAAAGGCUUUAAGCUUUGAAAAUGAACUGCAUUCAUUAUAUAUGAACGUAGGUAUAGGCCUACUACAGCGGCACUGGCUGUCAUGGCCUUCACCCUCAUGCUGAUAAUCCAGGGAUGCAGGUGUGGCAUGCGCUGGCCGAAGAGCCUGUCCAUAUCCAGUUUCGUUCCCGCGGUGGUGUGGCUGAUCCUCCUCUUCCUCGAUGGCCAGUACUUUGCGUGCGCAAUGACGGACUGGAAGGGCCGGUUUGUCACUGUUGACCGAGCUGCCCCACAGAAAUGGUGCGAGCCCACAGACGAGAGUGACAUCACGCCACAAGAGCUGAUGCUUCGCUCUCAGGAGCUGUUUGUUGUGUCUCAGGUUAUUGGCAUUGUUCUUCUCAUUUUCAUCUGUGUGGGACUCAUAGUGUAUGUCAUUCAAGAGAGCUGCAGGCAAGAAGAGGAAAUACAGGAAGUCAACAAUUAUGAGAUGACAUGAAUGUGCUGCCACCCCUUCAAAAGACAUUUAAUGGAAGCCUCUCCAACUACCCUGUUUAAUUUGUGCAUUGUUUACUGUUUUGUAAAUAUUUUUAGUGUUUUCUCUUGUGAAUUCUUCGCUGUUUUAUAUGAGAUUGUAUGCAAUGGUGCUGCAGUCACUGCAAUUCAGGGAUAUGUCAUGAAAGGCUUAUUCUGAUCAUUGGUGUUUUCAUCUCUGGUAAGCCCAGUGUACAGUAUGGGCCAGUUUCACAGACACAGAUUAAGCUCAGUCCUGGACUAAAAUUAGUUUUGCAUGUAGAAUCUCCAUUCAAAAUUGAAUUUAGUUUAGAACUAGGCUUAAACUGUGUCUGAAACUGGCCUUGUAUGUUUUCGGAAUGUAAAAAAAAACUGUAUUAAUUAUACAUCUAUUUAAGAAAACAAACAGAGGUUGUUUUUUAUUGACAUUUUAAUGUGAGUCUAAUGCACACAGUGGAUAUACAGGUAAAAAUAUUGUAAAUGUGAUUAUUCCCCUUAUUUUGUUUGAACUCUAGUCAAUGUUGACAGCAGGUCUCUUAUGCUAGCUUUUGCUGCCACCUACUGACCAAACCAAGAGUGCUGGCAGAGGAGAAUGUUCUUGAGUAUGUUUGUGUUCUUUAAUAAUACCUCGUCUUUCUCAGUAAAAUGCUAUUGCAGCAGG
Messenger RNA from Anguilla rostrata (American eel), 2092 nucleotides. Its product is annotated as calcium homeostasis modulator protein 6. The record is from RefSeq and is a predicted model, not a curated record. Bases 1025 to 1417 code for a protein of 130 amino acids. The transcript has 3 exons. NCBI's taxonomy places the organism in Eukaryota, Metazoa, Chordata, Actinopteri, Anguilliformes, Anguillidae. Gene Ontology annotation, molecular function: monoatomic cation channel activity. Gene Ontology annotation, cellular component: plasma membrane.